AUGGCAGUUGUCUCCUGGGUGCUUCCCCUGUUGCCAGGGUUGGCUUUGGCACAGGUAUUUCUGGCUGAUCACAAUGGCGAUAACACCAGCGAUUCCCUUCCUGUGUCUAUCGAGAUCCCAGACACCCUGUCUGCUGCUUGCGCCGAACCGUUGAAACAAAACGUGCAGUGUAAUGCCAGCCUUGCAGCAAUUACGUCGGAUGGAUACUUCCCCUCGGCCGAAGACCUCGCUUUUGUCUGUACCACGGAGUGCCUGUCCUCCCUGCAAUCUCUACGGAACGAUCAGUUGAGCGCCUGUUCCAGCAAUGAUGCAGUGCAGACGUCGGGAUAUGCAUACCCACCUACUUAUAUCCUCGACCAACUGAUCUUUACCUACGACUACACAUGUCUUCGCGAUGAUUCCGGCGCCUUCUGUGCGCCGCAGAUUGACUCAUGGCUCAACGCGCCCGAGGGAAUGACUUCCGAGCAGAGUUGCUCCAGUUGCUUUCUACGCACCUUGCAGACCCAUCUCAACUCUGCCUUUGGGUACGACGAAGAUACGGAGAAUGAGUUCGUCUCCUUGACUGAAUCUUGUGGAGAGACCAACUACCCAUUCACGUCGCCGCCAGCCUAUACUGUUGACAUUCCCACCAGCGGUACCGCGACAAGCUCCGCUGCAAUGGCAACACCGACGGUCGACUGCGUUGACGAAUAUGUAAUUCAACAAGGCGAUACAUGCACCUCAAUCAGUGUGGCCAAGAACGUUUCGACGCACGAGUUGCUCUACGUGAACAACCUUCCUGCUUAUUGCAUCAAUUUCCCUACUGCCGGAGACUCGCUGUGCAUUCCCAAAUCAUGCGAGAUCUACACCGUCCAGGAAGAUGACAACUGCUACAGCAUCGUCGAAGCGCACGAAUACGCUUUCACUGUCACCCAACUCAUCUCCUGGAACGCCAAUAUCAACCGCGGAUGCAGCAACCUCAACCAGCUGGUUUCCUCUCAGAUCUGCAUCAGCUCGCCAGACGGUGGUGUCCCAGUACCAGAUGGCCCGGCCACCACCACCGCAGCAGCUAUCCCAACGGACGUCGCAGCCGGCACGAACACGCAGUGUGCCAAGUACUACCGCGUCAGCCCUGGCGAGGACUGCAGCAGAAUCACCGUCAUGAUGGGUAUAAGCUUGGCGGACUUCUACUUCCUCAACCCGGAGGUCAACUCGACCACCUGCGCGAACCUAAUGGCUGGAUACUCAUAUUGCGUCCAGGCAGUGGGAAACAUCAAUACCUACUCAGGCUAUGGCGGCGCCACGAGCUCGGACGGAUGUCGCAUGACCCGCGCGUCUCUCCCGGAGUCGUGUCUAGCAACGAGCGUUAUGACAGAUACCGAGAUCUGGCACUUCCCAAAGCCAACCACUGCCAAUGGUUCCACCUCUUCUACAGCCGCCUCCUUCACCUACCCCUGGCCCAUCACCGUAACCUCUACACCGCUCCCCCUAGCCCCAGGAACACACGACAACUGCGACAAGUAUACCGAGCACAUGAACAGCUCGACGCAGGCCAAGACGGACAGCAUGAACACGUGCAACUUCAUUGCGUGGUUCUCAGGCGUUCCCCUUGACGACCUGCUAUCCUGGAAUCCUUCGCUCACCUACGACGACUCCAACCCAACCGCGUGCCUCCUGCAGCCUGGAUACCGAUACUGCGUUCAUCCUGCGGGCUCGCUUACGAGGACGACGAGCGGCAGCUCAUCGAGCGAGCCAACAACGUCCAAGACAGCAACUGUAACUUCGACUUCCACUCCAAGCCAUAACGCUACACCAUCACCCGUUCAAACCGGCAUGACGCCGGCCUGCACGGACUUCUACUACGUCCAAACAGGAGACGGCUGCUACGACAUCGCCGCCAGCAAGGGUAUCGCACUAGACGACUUCUACGCCUGGAAUCCAGCCGUUGGCACCGACUGCGGUGGUCUCCAAGCAGACGUAUACGUGUGCGUGGGCGUCAGCCCGUCAACCCCCAGUCCGACUAUCACCACGCCCAGUAGCAUAACGGCAUCUGCACCUUCCACUGGUACAGGAGCAGUCAAGACACCCUCCCCAGUCCAGGACGGAAUGGCAACAUCGUGCACAAGCUUCUACGAAGUCCAGCCGGGCGACGGGUGCUACGACCUUGCUGCCAGCGAAGGAGUCGCACUGGAUGAUUUCUACGCGUGGAACCCCGCUGUGAAGAACGACUGCAGCGGGCUGCAAGCGAACGUGUAUGUUUGCGUUGGUGCUGAGGGCUCAAUAACUGCCACCAUGCCUACAACCACAGCAAGCACUACUUCUGGCUGGAACGCGGUGUCGACUCCGUCGCCUGUGCAGGACGGUAUGACGUCCUCGUGUGGUACCUUCUACGAUGUCCAGGCGGGCGACGGGUGCUGGGAUAUAGCGAAUCGGUAUGGCGUAGCACUAGCGGACUUUUAUAGUUGGAAUCCCGCGGUUGGGGAUAAUUGUGGAGGGUUACAGGCAGGGGUUUAUGUUUGUGUUGGGUUGGUGGGCUGA
Aspergillus mulundensis is the source of this 2517-nucleotide messenger RNA. RefSeq lists its product as uncharacterized. NCBI's taxonomy places the organism in Eukaryota, Fungi, Ascomycota, Eurotiomycetes, Eurotiales, Aspergillaceae. The coding region runs from base 1 to 2517 and encodes 838 amino acids. The transcript is spliced from 4 exons. The record is from RefSeq and is a predicted model, not a curated record.